GGUCAACGUGCGCGCGCGCUUUUCAUUCCAGCUUUUUAUGCAAAUCGUAUUUUAAUGUCCAGCUGUAUGCACUAGUAGUAAGAGCAUGCGCAGUGCGAGACAAGAAAACGGCCAAGAUUCAAAGUUUGUGUUCGGUGAUUUGACCUCUGCAUUGAGCUGCCAGGAAGACUAUGUUUGGCUUUCACAAGUCAAAGAUCUACCGGAGUAACGACGGCUGUUGCAUCUGCAAGACCAAGUCCUCCAGCUCGCGUUUUACAGACAGCAGUCGAUAUGAAGAAACAUUCAGGCUCUGUUUUGGGCUCUCAGAAGACCGCGUUGGAGACAUCUGCAAUGCUUGUGUGUUGUUGGUAAAGAGAUGGAAGAAACUCCCCAAUGGCUCCAAGAAGAACUGGAACCAUGUGGUGGAUGCCAGAGCUGGACCAGGCUUCAAAAUGACAAAACCCAAGAAGAUGAAGAACAGUGAUGGCAAGAAGAAAAGCAAGCUGAAGAGGCUUCACAAGUUAAAGAGGCAAAACUCUGACGCUCAUAGCACCACCUCCAGUGUGUCUCCCGCCCACUCGCCCAGUUAUAGCAACCAGUCAGAUGACGGCUCAGACAUUGAGUCCAAACAGAGGCGCUCUUCCCCUUCCAUCUUCUCCUUCUUGGACCGAUCAUACUGGAAAAGGCAAAAGGUGUGUUGUGGGAUUGUCUACAAAGGCCGCUUUGGUGAGGUCAUUAUCGAUCCUCGUCUUUUUAAGCCCUGCUGCAGUUCAAAAAAACAGAAGACUCUGGUGUCCACACAAGUUCCCUCACACCUUCCAGAAACGCAUCCACCACAACUUCCAGAGGAAAUGAAAGAAACCUGGUGAUGGCGCUUGUUUAAUCCUUUGCAGGGUUAUCCAUGGCACUCACCUGGAUUUGUCUCCAGUGGCAGACUUCCCUUUUCCUUCGUUAGAUCAUUUUUGUUGUAUUGUUACAUUUGCUAUUACCUUUUUCAUAUGGUUAUUUUAACAUUUUUAUAGUGUUUUCUAUAUACAUAAUUACAAAUCUUAAGGGCAUUAGUUUUAUUUAUAGGUUAAGGUGAAACAUUCGGUUAAAGCUCAGUUUAUUUUGGUUACCUAAGUGAUUCAUGUUCUGUAAAUAUAUUGUCACUUUGAUACUGAUACAUACUGUAUCACGACUCUUCUAUUUUUCCAUGAUUUGCUUUUAAGAAGGAAAGAAGAAAAAAAACACCAGCUAUUUCCGAUUACCAGCUUUUUUCCCCUCCACAUAUUGCUGCAAACUUUUAUCCUGUUCUUUGUUUCACAUGUGACUUGGUAGGAUUUUAGUACACAAAAGGAUAGUUGGCAACAGCAGGGAUCAUUAGGCCAACUGCCCUAAAUGAAUUUAGAUUUUAUCAUAUUUUUGUAGAGGAAAACAAUUGUGAUGUUUUGACGGGUGACGCACGACUUUGAAACACUCCAUUUGAAUUUGAGCGUAGAGCACAUUGAUCUGAAUAGAUUAGAAUGUGAUUAGAAGAUGCAUGCAGUAUGUUUCACUGCCUUUUUGGACGGGAAACAGAAAUGAUGUAUUUAUUUUUUUUGUACAGUCACCAAUGAAAUGACAUGUAUGUUGUAAGCAUAUUUCCCACCCAAACCGUUUUGGUUCAUCCAAACUUUUCUGUUUACAGGAAUGGCAAACCACUACUUCUGUACAGAGUACGUUUUACUCUAACCCGGUUUUACUUUUUUAUUUUGAUUUUUUUUUCUCUCUCAAAAAUGGCUUCUGUGAAUUCAAUGCUCACCAAUAAUUGAUUUUGGAUGGAAAAAAAAAUGAAUAGCAAGGAAAUGCCAGCGUAAAACUCAUGUUCCAAAUGUCAUGCGUAGGUGAAGAGGUGUGGUUAUAACUUUUUGUUUUCAUCUCUUUACGUUCAGAUGCAAUUGUCAAAGGUUCAAACUAUGCAGACGUUUUGAAUGUGUGGCUUCCUGUCACUGUUGCUGUUUCCAGUGUUAAAGUGAUGGACCCUGAUUCAACCAAACUUGUAUAAAGCAUCCAUUACUUAAUUAUUGUCCCAAAUAUGUUUCAUGUAUGCCAUUUUAAUGAUGCUCAGGUUGCACCGUGGUAAUCAUAGUGCAUGCAUGCCGUCUCUACUCUGAACCAUCUCACUGUAUGAAUUUUGCAGUUAAUGUUCAGGAAUAAUGCUUGUUGUUGCAGGGUCAGUUUAAACCCAGCAAGGUUCUCAUUAAAAGGAGAAUGGCUGCCUCCUUUUGAACUGCUUAAUAAGCUUAUUUUUUUGCCAUAUUUUGCAAGGUGCAUUUUAGAAAAUGAAAUGUGCCUUAAUGAAUUACCUGACAUUGUCUUAAUGCUUCUCAUGUAAUUUAUAUUUAUUUAUUACAAUGUUUUUUACUGAGGUAGCUGGUGUAGAGCCUUCCCGAAAGUUUUUGCGCACUUCCCUUGAACUUGCAAGCUUACCAUGUUUUCUAAUGUUUUUUUUUGUAUACUGUACCAAGUAUCAAGUAGAGCUGUACUGUAAAAAGCUACAAUAAACUUUGUCAUUGA
Molecule: messenger RNA, 2517 nt
Organism: Doryrhamphus excisus (bluestripe pipefish)
Lineage: Eukaryota; Metazoa; Chordata; Actinopteri; Syngnathiformes; Syngnathidae
Gene: sinhcafl
Product: SIN3-HDAC complex associated factor, like
Biological process (GO): negative regulation of cell migration
Cellular component (GO): Sin3-type complex
Source: RefSeq, a predicted model, not a curated record